Rotaria sordida is the source of this 2589-nucleotide messenger RNA. Lineage: Eukaryota; Metazoa; Rotifera; Eurotatoria; Philodinida; Philodinidae. The record is from the annotation of a GenBank genome assembly.
AUGUUUCAUAGCAGCGUUUCAUAUUUUAUAUGUUGUAACAACCCUCACUGUCCAAUACAUUCUCGAUUAAAUCAAAUUAUUGAACCGGAACUUCGAUAUACAGAUAAAAAACAUGAUAUAGACUUAAAAGUAAAUGUUAGUUGUGUACCAAUGAUUACCAUUCAUAAUCUUAUAGAAUAUCUUUUACAAUCACUCUGGCUUAAUGACAUUCCUAUUGAAGAAGUUCGUCUUGUUGCAUAUAGGUAUAACGGUCACCAUUAUCAGUUAGAUGAAAUGAAGAUACCGAAGACACUACAAGAAUUGUCGUUGACCAACAAUGAUAUACUUUAUUUCGAACCGACCCCUAAUGCAGCACCGCCGAAACUCUGUCAGCUGACGAUAAUUGGUCCAGAUGAAAAAGAAAAAGUUAUAUUUCAAUGGUAUAGAGCAAAAACAACACUUGCUAUGCUUCUUGAAUAUGUUAUCGAAAAGUUUUCAUUGCAGUCGAUUGAACGUCAUCGAAUUCAUCUUUUUACUAUUUUCGAUGAACUCGACUUAUUCUCUUUGCCUGACCAACGUCUAUGUGAGUUUGGUAUUAAUGACCGAAUGACCGUUCAUGUUCACAUAACUACAUCAUGUCCAUUGACAAUUAUGGAUGAAAACAAGAAUGUUCUAAUUAAAUGUUCUGAUGAUGAUGAUAGUAAAUUUGUUUUAGAUGUGCCAAGUAUCACAACCAUUAAGCAAUUAAAAACUGAUAUUCAGAAUCGAUAUGAAGAUCAAAGUAUUCGUAAUUUUCAAUUGUUUGAUGAAACAAAUGAAGAGUUCCAUUUGGAUGAUACUGAUCAAAAUUUAAAAACGUUCGGUGUUAAACCUGGUCAAACCAUUUUUGCUAAAUUUCGUGUUACCACUCAAAAAACUCUACCAGUAAUUGUAAAUAACGAAAGCAAAUCAUCCGAACAAUCAUUUCCAUCAUCGGAUACAAAAGAAAAUCAUGAUAGAGUCACUGUGAUUUGUGAACUUCCGUCGGGUAGUUCUGAAACAAUACAAGUAUCAGUAAAUAAUACCAUUGGUCAAUUGAGAAAAACAAUAGAGAAUUUAGGACUUAGUAAACGAUUGGUUUUACGCGAAAUAUAUUCAAAUAAAAUUGAAGUUAAGGUUCAAGAAGAACUCGAGACACGACGUUUAACUGAUGUAAGAUUCAAACCAGGCGACACUAUCCAUGCCAUCAUGAUAUAUAAGCAUCUUACUUCUUCAUCGAUCAUAAGCAAACAAACACCUUCAUUAGCGAAAGAAGAUAAACAACCGAAAAAUGGUCCCACCACGAAAAAGCCUAUUGGCUUGAAUAAUCUUGGAAAUUCAUGUUAUAUGAACAGUGCACUUCAAUGUCUCGCGCAUAUACCACCAUUAACUAAUUUCUUUUUAGAAGGUCUUCGUCAUACUCACAUGAAAGAUGAUGAACAUACGGAUUAUUAUUCAAAUCUAUAUGAUCAAAUAGGCAAUGUAACUCGAGCAUAUGCUGAUUUACUUUGGCAUUUAUGGAAAUGUGAUGAAAAUGAUAAUAGUUAUGAUUCAUUUAAACCUAUUCGAGUUAAAGAUGCAAUUGGCAGUAAGGAAUCACGCUUCUCUACAACGGAUCAACAAGAUGCUCAAGAAUUUAUGAGUUUUUUUCUCGAUGCUAUCGAUAAAGAAUUAAAAGAAAAAAAUCAAAACAAUGGAAAUACCAUAAUAAAAAAUCUCUUUUUUGGAGAAAUAAAAUCUACUAUAACUUGUGCAGCAUGUAAUAAAGGAGAAUCAAUCAAAACUCCUAUUAGUUUUUUAUCGAUACCAUUAGAUCGACAGGAACGAAGAUUUUGGAUUACUUAUAUUCCAAAAAUGGGAAAAACUGAAGAAGAUCUGCUGGAAGUCCCAAUCAGUAGUCAAGUUGGACAUAUCGUACAAAAGUUUGUUGAAUAUCGUCAAAAACCUGAACUUUUUAACUAUAUAUUUCCUAUGUUACCCGAUGGUGAACUCGACUUUCAAACGCCAAUUAGUCAUCUAUCUCAAGACGAAAUCAUAUUCAUACAACAAGAAGAACGUUCAAAUAAUAUUCUACCUAAACCUUUAAAAAUACCUACGAAAAAAUCCACUCUUGAAGAUUGUCUUCAACAAUUUUUCUCUAUAGAAGAACUUCAAGAUGAAUGGACUUGUCAUCAACAGACAUGUAAAAAAAAGACGAAAGCAACUAAACAACUUGAACUUAGCAUACCUUCCCCUGUGCUAAUUAUUCAAUUCAAACGAUUUUCGCAUGAAAAUGGUUUACAUCAAAAAAUUGAAACAUUCGUUGAUUAUCCAAUAAAGGGAUUAAAUUUAAAUAAGUUCUUACCAUCUUGUCAGAAAGAAGCUACUUAUGAUCUAAUUGCAACUUGUAAUCAUAUGGGAUUGAUUGAUGGAGGUCAUUAUACAGCAUAUGCUAAACAUCCCAUAUCGAAUAUGAAUGCUUGGUACAAGUUUGAUGAUUCGUGUGUAACACGCAUAAAACCUGAAGAUGUGGAAUUUGAAAUUGUAUCGCGAGAAGCCUAUCUUCUAUUUUACAUUCGAAGAGAUAUUUUGCAUCUGGCUACAACAGUAUAA